AUGUUGUGUAACCUUGUGAAUAUGGCCCUGUGGGGACGUGGCCCCUGCCCCUUUCCCCUGCUCACCUCCUCCUCUCCUGCCCGCAGCAUCUCCAACAAGGAGCUGUCAGAGCUGAUCGAUCAGCUGCAGAAGAAUGCCGACCAGGUGGAGAAGAACAUCGUGGACACGGAGGCCAAGAUGCAGAGCGACCUGGCCCGGCUGCAGGAGGGCCGGCAGCCCGAGCACCGGGACGUGGCCCUGCAGAAGGUGUCGGACUCGGAGAAGCUGCUGUACAUGCUGGAGGCGGACGCGGCCAUCGCCAAGCACAUGAAACACCCCCAGGGGGACAUGAUCGCCGAGGACAUCCGUCAGCUGAAGGAGCGUGUGACCAACCUCCGUGGGAAACACAAGCAGAUCUACAACCUGGUGGUGAAGGAGGUGGACCCACAGGUCAACUGGGCGGCGCUGGUGGAAGAGAAGCUGGACAAGCUGAGCAGCCAGAACUUCGGAACAGACCUGCCGCUGGUGGACUACCAGGUGGAGCAGCACAACAUCUUCCACAACGAGGUCAAGGCCAUCGGGCCCCACCUGGCCAAGGACGGGGGCAAGGAGCAGAACAGCGAACUCCAGGCCAAGUACCAGAAACUGCUGGCGGAGUCGCAGGCGCGGCAGCAGCACCUGAGCUCCCUGCAGGACUACAUGCAGCGCUGCACCAACGAGCUGUACUGGCUGGACCAGCAGGCCAAGGGCCGCAUGCAGUACGACUGGAGUGACCGCAACCUCGACUACCCCAGCCGCAGGCGUCAGUACGAGAAUUUCAUCAACCGGAACCUGGAGGCCAAAGAGGAGAGAAUCAAUAAGCUGCACAGUGAGGGAGACCAACUGCUAGCUGCUGAGCACCCUGGGAGGAACUCCAUUGAGGCUCACAUGGAGGCCGUGCAUGCAGAUUGGAAGGAGUAUCUGAACCUGCUCAUCUGUGAGGAGAGCCACCUGAAGUACAUGGAAGACUACCACCAGUUCCACAAAGACAUGAAGGACGCUCAGGAGCUGCUACGCAAGGUGGAUUCAGACCUGAACCAAAAAUACAGCCCUGACUUUAAGGACCGAUACCAGAUUGAGUUGCUGCUGCGGGAGCUGGAUGACCAGGAGAAGGCUCUGGACAAGUAUGAGCACGUGGUGCAGGGCCUGCAGAAGCGAGGGCAGCAGGUGGUGCCCCUCAAGUACCGCCGGGAGACGCCGCUCAAGCCCAUCCCCGUGGAGGCCCUCUGUGACUUUGAGGGUGACCAGGGCCUGAUCUCAAGGGGCUACAGCUACACCCUGCAGAGGAACAACGGAGAGAGCUGGGACCUCACUGACAGCGCGGGAAACACGCUGACCGCCCCAGCCGUCUGCUUCAUGAUCCCCCCCACCGACCCCGAGGCCCUGGCUCUGGCCGACAGCCUGGGCAGCCAGUACCGGAGUGUGCGGCAGAAGGCAGUCGGGACCAGGAAUGCACUCCAGCAGCGGCAUGAGGUGCUCAAGGCAGAGAACCCUGGAGACGCCUCUGACCUGCAGGGACGGCAGCUGCUGGCAGGCUUGGACAAGGUGGCCAGUGACUUAGACCGGCAGGAGAAGGCCAUCACAGGGAUCCUUCGGCCACCGCUGGAACAAGGCCGGGCUGUGCAGGACAGCGCCCAGCGGGCCAAAGACCUCAAGAACAUCACCAACGAGCUGCUGCAGAUCGAGCCUGAGAAAGCUCACAGCACAGCCGAGUGCGAGGCCUUCGUGCAGGCCCUUCCGGGCAGUGGCAGCGCACCCUUGCUGAGGACCCGGGUGGAGGACACUAAUCGCAGAUACGAGCGCCUGGUGCAGCUGCUGGACUUGGCCCAGGAGAAGGUUGCUGUUGCCAACCGCCUGGAGAAGAGCCUGCAGCAGGGCUGGGAGGUGCUGGCCACAUAUGAGAACCAGCUGACCCAGGACGACACAGUGCCCGAGAGUGGCCGCGCCCUGGACAGCAAGAGGCAGGAGCUGGCGGCCAUGGCCUCCGAGCUGCAGGCCCAGAAGUCCCUCCUCAGUGAGGUGGAGCAGAACCUGCAGGCUGCCAAGCAGUGCUCCAGCUCCCUGGCCAGCCGCUUCCAGGAACACUGCCCUGACCUGGAGCGCCAGGAGGCCGAGGUGCACAAGCUGGGCCAGCGCUUCGACAACCUCCGCCAGCAGGCUGAGCUCAGGGCCCAGAGCCUGCGGAGUGCCAAGGCUGCCUAUGAUGACUACCGCAGUUGCUGCGACCACAUGCUCCAGUUCUUGUCCAACAUCCCAAGCUAUGAGCCCCAGGAGACAGACAGCCUUAACCAGAUGGAGACCAAGCUGAAGAAUCAGAAAAACCUGCUGGAUGAAAUAGCAAGAAGGGAACAGGAAGUUCAGAAAGUCUGCGCUCAUUCCCAGCAGUACCAGCAAGCUGUCAAGGACUAUGAAUUAGAAGCAGAGAAACUAAGGUCCCUUCUUGACUUGGAGAAUGGAAGAAGCGGCCACGUGAGCAAAAGAGCCAGGCUCCAGUCCCCUGCUGCCAAAGUGAGGGAAGAGGAAGCGACCCUUACUGCCAAGUUCACCGAAGUUAACGCCAUCAACAGACAGAGGCUGCAGAACCUGGAGUUUGCUCUGAAUCUACUGAGACAGCAGCCAGAGGUAGGAGUGACCCAUGAGAGUCAGCAAGGGAGCCAGCCGGGCUCCAGAACAGAGGAGUCGUGGAAGAUUCGGAAGGAGCUGGACGAGGAAACUGAGCGGAGGCAGCAGCUGGAGAAGGAAGUCAAGAGUGCCCAGGAGGAAAUCCAGAUUCUGCAGAAUCGGAACCCUCAGGAAGCAGUGGUGAGGAAGGAGGUGCUGAAGAAGGUUCCGGACCCUGCACUUGAGGAGAGCUUCCAGCAGAUGCAGCGGACGCUGACGGAGGAGCAGCACAAGAACCAGCUGCUUCAGGAGGAGUUGGAGGCGCUGCAGCUGCGGCUACGCGCCCUGGAGCAGGAGACCAGGAACGGCGGGCAGGAGUACAUAGUCAAGGAGGUCCUGCGCAUCGAGCCAGACAGAGCCCAGGCCGACGAGGUCCUGAGGCUGAGGGAGGAGCUGGAGGAGCUAAGGCGGCAGAAGGGCACCCGGGAAGCAGAGGCGGUCCUCCUGCAGCAGCGCAUCGCGGCCCUGGCUGAGGAGAAGAGCCGGGCGAGGGAGAAGGUCACUGAGAAGGAGGUGGUGAAACUGCAGAAUGACCCCCAGCUGGAGGCAGAAUACCGGCAGCUGCAGGAGGACCAGCAGCAGGAGGGCAAGCACAGGGAGAAGCAGGAGGAGGAGCUGAGCUUUCUGCAGGACAAGCUAAAGAGACUGGAGAAGGAGAGGGCCAUGGCUGAGGGGAAGGUCACCGUCAAGGAGGUGCUCAAGGUGGAAAAGGACAUGGCAGUUGAGAGGGAGGUUGGCGACCUGAAACGCCAGUAUGAGGACGAGUCUGCCAAGGCUCGUGCCCACCAGAGGGAGAAGAGUGAGCUGCUCCGAAAGAUUUGGGCCUUGGAAGAGGAAAAUGCCAAGGUGGUGGUGCAGGAGAAAGUGCGGGAGAUCGUCCGGCCAGACCCCAAGGCAGAGAGUGAAGUGGCCAACCUCCGCCUGGAGCUUGUGGAGCAGGAGCGCAAGUACCGGGGUGCCGAGGAACAGCUGAAGAGCUACCAGGGUGAGCUGGAGGCACUGCGGAGGCGGGGCCCGCAGGUGGAAGUCAGAGAGGUGACGAAGGAAGUCAUUAAGUAUAAGACUGACCCUGAGAUGGAGAAAGAGCUCCAGAGGCUCCGGGAGGAGAUCGUGGACAAGACCAGACUCAUCGAAAGGUGUGAUUUAGAGAUCUACCAGCUGAAGCAAGAGAUCCAGGCUCUGAAAGACACUAAACCCCAGGUACAGACCAAGGAGGUAGUCCAGGAGAUCCUUCAGUUUCAGGAAGACCCCCAAACCAAAGAGGAAGUAGAGUCUUUGAGGGCCAGACUAUCAGAGGAACAGAAAAAGCAAGUGGACCUGGAAAGGGAGAGGGCUUCCCAAGAGGAGAAAAUCAAACAGAAGGAGGAGGAGCUUUCCCAGGUGAAGGAAAAGGUGGUCCAACAGGAGGUAGUCAGGUACGAGGAGGAGCCGGGCUUGCGAGCUGAGGUGGAUGCCUUCACCCAGAGCAUUGAUGUGGAGCUCCGGCAGAUCGACCACCUGCGCGGGGAGCUGCGGCGGCUACAGCGCAGACGGGCCGAGCUGGAGCGGCAGCUGGAGGAGCUGGAGCGUGAACGGCAGGCGCGCAGGGAGGCCGAGCUGGAGGUGCAACGCCUGAAGCAACGGCUGGCCGACCUGGAAAAGGAGGAGGGGGAAGCCCAAGAGAAGGUGACCCACAAGCAGAAAGUGGUGCUACAGCAGGACCCCCAGCAGGCCCGGGAGCACUCCCUGCUCAAGCUCCAGCUGGAGGAGGAAAGGCACCGGCGGCAGGUCCUGGAGAGUGAACUGGAGACCCUAAAGAAGAAGCUCAUCAACCUGGAGAAGAUGGAGGUCAAGGAAAAAGUGGUCUUCUCCGAAAGCGUCCAGGUGGAGAAAGGUGACACUGAACAGGAAAUUCAGAAGCUCAAGAGCAGCCUGGAGGAGGAGAGCCGGAGCAAGAGGGAACUGGAUGCCGAGGUGGGCCGGCUGGAAGCCAAGCUGUCAGAACUGGAGUUCCACAACUCCAAGUCGUCCAAGGAGCUGGACUUUCUCAGGGAAGAAAACCACAAACUACAGCUGGAGCGGCAAAACCUGGAGCUGGAGACCCGGAGGCUCCAAACGGAAAUUGAAAUGGCGGCAACGGAAACACGGGACCUGAGAAACAUGACCACAGUGGACUCUGGGACAAACCUCGACUCCAGACUAUGGUCCCUGGAGAGAGAGCUGGAUGACCUCAAAAGGCUCUCCAAAGACAAAGAUCAUGAGAUCGAUGAGCUGCAGAAGCGCCUGGGCUCUGUGGCCGUCAAGAGGGAGCAGAGAGAAAACCAUCUGCGGCGCUCCAUUGUGGUCAUCGACCCUGACACAGGCCGGGAGCUGUCCCCGGAGGAAGCCCAUCGGGCUGGCCUCAUCGACUGGAACAUGUUUGUGAAACUCAGAAGUCAGGAGUGCGACUGGGAGGAAAUAUCAGUCAAGGGUCCCAACGGGGAGUCCUCCGUGAUCCACGACAGGAAGUCUGGCAAGAAGUUCUCCAUUGAAGAGGCCCUACAGAACGGGAGGCUGACCGCUGCUCAGUACGACCGAUAUGUCAACAAGGAUAUGUCCAUCCAGGAGCUGGCCGUCCUGGUGUCUGGGCAGAAGUAGGCACAGCCCUGCCCCUCAGUCCCCUGGAAGCUGACGCUGGCUCUCUCCUACCCCAUACCUUCUUCUCCCUGGCCCUGUGCAGGCUCCUAAUCCAUGCGGAGCGGAGCAUGCCACCCAUGCCUUCUCGGCCAAGCUACUCAGAGUAUAGCUCACGUACAAGCAGAAUGGUCACUGGCUGCACCAUCAUUUAACCCAGGUGAGAGACCUGCUUCAUCCUCCAAUGAUUCAAAAUCACAAAGCCCUUCUUUUCUCUCCCUUGUCCUACACACGUCCAUCAACAGACUCCUUGUGGGAAACCUGGAAGCAAUCCGAACACUACUAAAGCACAAGACCACUGAGGCAGACCAGCCCCUCCAUGCAGCAAUGGCCUUCGCACACCAGAUGGGGAAACUCUAGGGCAGAAAGGCCUCCCUUAUACACACCCUUCCAUUCAUCAAAGGACUGGGCCCCUUGGGGCUGCCGACCUGCACUCACACCCCUCCAGGAGUCUGGCUGAGAGCCAACUUUCCCUCAGACUUCUAAUGGUGAGACAGAUCUGGGAUCUGUGCCAGAAAAGGCGCAAAGAAACCAGCACAGGCCCCUCUGUCAGCCUGACUGUCCCAGGAGAACACUCCAUUCGAGACUUUUCUGGUUCUGAAAUUAAAGUGUUUUCGUUGUGGACUGUGUUGCUGUUAGCCUUAGCUUCAGGGCCUUACAAGUCUUGUUUAUUCUCUAAUUGGUACUUAGGUAUACUACACAGUUGAUUUUUCACCAAAUUAAUUUCAGGUUCUCUGUAUCUCCUAUAUUACAUAAGAAAACGGAAAGAAAUAGGGAACUCCACCUUAUAGCGCAAAAAAUAAACACCUGGUGGCUUGACUCUAA
This is a messenger RNA of Myotis brandtii (Brandt's bat), 6156 nucleotides long. RefSeq names its product periplakin (gene PPL). Gene Ontology annotation, biological process: intermediate filament cytoskeleton organization; wound healing. Lineage: Eukaryota; Metazoa; Chordata; Mammalia; Chiroptera; Vespertilionidae. The record is from RefSeq and is a predicted model, not a curated record. Gene Ontology annotation, molecular function: cadherin binding; structural molecule activity. The transcript has 22 exons. The coding region runs from base 1 to 5295 and encodes 1764 amino acids. Gene Ontology annotation, cellular component: membrane; cytoplasm; cytoskeleton.